UCGGCGAAUGCAGUUCGUAUUUUUUAUGCAUUUAAACGGCAUAAUUUUUGAAUAACGUCAUAGUUUUAUUUUAUUUGGCAGCGUAUAAUGCGUAAUGCGCGGUCCGCGUCGCGAGGUACCGGCAGUCACACAGCUGUGGGGCUGCUGCGCGCGCUCUGGAAAAGAUACGAGCAUCACUGCACGCAGACUGACAGCUGUCCAUGCAAACUGCUUAAAGAAGACAUUUUCCUGCAAAUCGAAAAGCAACAGACUCUCAAAAAGAUUACACUGUCAUUUCCAGAUUACACACCAUCAGACUCCGUUUUGCCAAGCCUCCAGCCCCUGUUAAUGGCUUUACGAGACGAACGUUACACACAUGUAGAGGAGUUAAACAUCAGGAAACUGUCUCUAGAACAAAAAGACAUAGUUGAGCUGUGUCUUCUGUUGGAGAGGGGGGGAAGAACAGUAUAUCCCAUCAGAUUACUGGAGCUCGUCGAUUGUAAACACAGUGACUGGUAUCUGGAAAGACUCGGAAAGGCCGUGAAGAGCAGCUUUAUCACCACACUCUGCCUGGACUACACACACAUGAGUGAAGGGUUGAAAGGUCUUCUCCGUGGUGGAUUGGGGGCCAGUCAAAUACGAUCCUUGAGUUUGUGUUAUUGUGGUUUAGGAUCGUGGAGCGGAACUGUGCUAGCUUCACUCUUCACCAAAAGUUCAGUGAGGGAGCUCUUCAUCAAUGGCAAUGAGUUGCAGUGUGUGGGAGCCACUGAGCUGCUGAGACCUCUUGCUUUAAACAGCCAGAAAAGGGCAGAGACCCUAAACAUGACCAUAUCAAACACAGGGAAGAAGACAAGGAAGAGAAGAGCAAAAACCGAAAGCCGUCCUGAGGUGAAGGGGAGACCCUGGCUAAAAAAGCUGCACAUGUUUGAUAACUCUAUUGAUGACCAGGUGCCAAGCCAGCUAAAGCUAUUCAUGGAGCUCAUCUGCAUUCUGGUGAAAUUCUCUAGUGACCUGACCGAACUGGACCUUGGUGAGAAUCACAUCGGAGAAGCUGGUGGGAAAGAGCUUUUGGAGGCCCUAAAAGAGAGGAAAGCAGCUAAACUCUCAGCAAUUAAAAUUCAAGUCUCAACACGGAUGUCGACCGAAACUUUCAGUGCCGUUUUGAAAAAUUCAAAGAAGCUUAAAUCUGGAAAAAGAAAACAACAGAAGACGGUACAGUAUUUGAAGAGUUCAAAUGUUUUUUAUUGUGCAUUCCAAGUAAUAUCAAUCCAACUGCAGUUGGGUUGUAUUGAUUAAGUAAUAGUUACUAACACAAUAGCUAACACAAUAAGAAAUAGAUCUUUGCAAGGAAACACUUUACUUUCAGACAAUGAAGCAUUUUACAACUAAAUGAUGCAUGAUCUAAUCCCAGAUCUCCUAACAGUGUAACCACAGUUAAUCACAUUUUCUGUAAAAUUGUUCCUCUGACGUCUUGCAUCCAGAAAAUGACCAAAUACUUUUCAUAUUGAUAUAUAAAAGUGUCAUUGUGAAUGUUUCUGUAAAAAAAUGCCCCGUGUCAGUUUUUUUAUCUAAUGCGAUAAUAAGCACAUUUGUGACUUAUGUCAUUAUAUUGUUGGUGCCAAUAUAUUUGCUGUCUUUCACAAUAGGUUGUGGGAGUGAAUUUCUGUCAAAUAUGCUAAUUCUUGUUUUAUGAUUUCUAAAGGGGAAAAUGAAGUAGUUCUGGAUCUCUAUGGGGGUCUUUACAUGACUGAUGCUGAUGGACUUUGAAAUAAUGUUUUUGGUUAUAUGAAAUGUUUUUUCAGACUAUUUUUAUUAUGUUUUUAACAUGUUCCAAAAGUUUGACAUGGAAUUGUGUUUGAGCAUUGCACCAGAGACUGCAGAUUUCUGAAGUAUUCAUUUGUCAUCAGUGGAGCUAUAAAUCACAAUAUUCUGUUUCCACAUUGAGAGCUUCAGUUUGCAUGAGGUUUUUUGUUUUUUAGCACGUUUUGCUUUUAAUACCUAAAAUGUUGUUUAAAUAGCUCAUAAUAUCAAUCAAAAGUGUCAACAGAUUUGUGAGGUUUUAGAAAAAAGCUGUAGUGACAGAAAAUAUACCGUAAUUUUUUCCCCCCUGUAAUAUGACAGGAUACAAUGAUAUAUAAAAUAUUGUUUUCCCUA
Triplophysa dalaica is the source of this 2133-nucleotide messenger RNA. RefSeq lists its product as uncharacterized. Bases 88 to 1275 code for a protein of 395 amino acids. The transcript has 8 exons. NCBI's taxonomy places the organism in Eukaryota, Metazoa, Chordata, Actinopteri, Cypriniformes, Nemacheilidae. Gene Ontology annotation, molecular function: protein binding. Gene Ontology annotation, biological process: positive regulation of inflammatory response. The record is from RefSeq and is a predicted model, not a curated record. Gene Ontology annotation, cellular component: cytoplasm.